UUUUUGAAUCGUACGAUUCGAAUGUUGUGUCAAGAAGUAGAUUUUGGUUUGGUCCGUAACUUAAGUUUCUAAAACUAGUAUAAGAAAUGUCUGUGGAUUUUGAAUAUUUGAAAGGUUCUGAUUACAAUAUGAACCUAGAAAAAAAUCGGCUAGAAUCUUUCAAAAACUGGCCAUUUGAGUUGGAUUGUAAUUGCACCCCCGAAAAGCUGGCUGGUUCAGGUUUCUACUACUGUCCAACAGAUCGUGAACCUGAUUUAGUAAGAUGUUACGUAUGUUUUAAGGAAUUGGAUGGAUGGGAACCAGAAGAUGAUCCAUGGUAAAGAAACUUUACGUGAUCUAUUGAUUUGUUUAUAUUAACUACGUAG
This is a messenger RNA of Limulus polyphemus (Atlantic horseshoe crab), 365 nucleotides long. It is a transcript of the gene Det, whose product is annotated as baculoviral IAP repeat-containing protein 5-like. The transcript is spliced from 3 exons. Lineage: Eukaryota; Metazoa; Arthropoda; Merostomata; Xiphosura; Limulidae. The record is from RefSeq and is a predicted model, not a curated record.